AUGAUGUUAACCGAAGAAGAAAUGGAAUAUCAGUCUUCUCCAUCUUCACCAGUCGAUGUUCAAAAUUUUUCUGCUCGUCGUCGUUCAGUAUCUCAAAGACGUGGUCGUAGUUUGAAUUCUGGUCAUGUUCAACGUCUUAGCCGUACUUCAAAACGUACGACUUCCACACCAAAACCAACUCGUCCUACUGGCCGUAGUUCAAAUCAAUCGUCAACCAACAAUCGAUCAUCAACUCGCACCAAACGAAAAAAAGAAAAUGUUGCUAUUCCUCUUGUUUCACCUAUUCCAUUAUCAAAUCCACCUAGUCGUUCUCAAUCGCAAGUUUCACCAUUGCCUUUCGAAUGUCCAUCGGAUGAUGAACAACAUCAAAAACAGAAUAUGCAUAUUACGACUCGAUCUGGUAAAAUGAAGAAAGAUGUAGUUUUAUCAUACUUCACUCUACGAUCGGAUGGUCGAUAUGACUGCAAUAUUUGUCUUCAGCCAUACAUGGCCUAUAAUGGAUCAGCAACCAAUCUACGUCGACAUCUCUUCAUAAAACAUGAUAUUGCUGCUGCUAUUUAUAAUUCACAAUUAUCUCAAAUCAAACAAAAAUCUGCUGUAGCAAACGAUAUGCCAGCAAAUCUGCCAAAAAUUCGUCAAAAACAAUUAAAUAAAGCAAUUUUUGAUUGUAUCAUUGACGAUUCGUUGCCAUUUACCACGUUCAUGAAAUCAGGCAUGAUCAAAUUAUUAAAAACAUUUGAACCUCAAUAUGAACCACCUAGUCGAUUUACCAUUGCUUCUCAGGUUGAUAAAAUCUAUCAUAAAUACGUCGAUGAAAUUCUGCUAAAACGUGCACCACGUAUUGCCUUUACUGCUGAUAUAUGGAAAAGUGGAACCAGAAAAUACUAUAUUUCAUUAACAGCUCACUUGUAUGAUAAAGAUUUUGAAGUUGUACCACUAGUAUUAUCUUUGCGACAACUUACUGAACGUCAUCUGGCUAUUAAUGUUCAAUCGUUUAUUAUGUAUGAACUUGAUGAAAAAUUUCAUAUUCUGCCUCAGCAACGAGCUGGAAUCACGACGGAUUGUGGAAGUGAGAUGGUUGCAGCAACAUCAAAUGGUUUAUUCGGUCCACGAUACUCUUGUAUUGCACAUGUAUGGAACAAUGUCGUCAAAAAUGGUCUUUGUCUGUGGUCAUCGCCGGAUUCUACAAAAUUUCCAAUCAAUGAAGAUGAUGUCGACGUCAAUGAAUCAAUUUAUAGUGUUGGUGGCGAUGAAGAUGAUUUGUUGGAUGAUGAAGAUCCAGAUGAAAAUCAAUGGAAUAAUGAUGAAACAGAAGAAGAAGAAGAUGAUAUGAAUUUAUCUCCAUUAGGUCAAAUUCAAUCGACAACAUUAACAGUUGUGAUGUUCAACAAGAAACCAAUUCAAACAACUCAAGACGAAUUUUUGAGUGACGACGACGAACCAGUUAUGAUUCAACCAGAAACUAGGCUUAUUACCCUCAUUGGUCUUCUUGAACGUAUAUUCAAUCUUCUUAAUCGAUGUCGUCAACUGAUACAUGACAUGCGUAAUAUUGGUGUCGUUCAAACAUUUAUUUUAAUGGAAAUUGGGAAAAAAGGACGUGGUCUUACAGUAGACAUGGAAAUUCGGUGGAAUACUACUUUCCAAAUGAUCGAUCGUUUACUUGAACGUCAAACGCUCGUUGAUACUGUUGUCCGACGAAAAUUCGGUGGUCUUACUGUUGUCCAAAUGAAUAGAUUAAAAUUGGCUGCCCUUACUCCGGAUGAUUGGGAUGUACUACGGGCUCUUCACAAUGUUUUAAUGGGAUUUGAUGUUGCAACAACACUUAUCUCAGCUAGCCACUAUCCUACUUUAUCUGAUUCUUUUUGGGCAAUUACUAAACUUCGUCAAAUUUUAGCAUCCAAUAAAGAUGAUUCUCGUUACACCGAGUUUUUGAAGAAAAGUGCAUUAAAUUAUCUCGAUAUUUAUAUACAGAAACAUUUAUCCAAGGAACAACAAGAAGGAAUGCUCAUUGCAGCUUUUCUUGAUCCUGAAACACAUAAUGAUUUGAGCAAAAAUGAUUUUACUAAAGCAAUUGAAGUUGUGAAGCAAAAAAUAAAGGAAAUGCCGACAACUCCAUCAACUACAUUAACUACAACAACUACAUCAUCUCUUUCAUCAUCAUCACCGUCUCAUUUAGUUCUCUCUAAGAAAGAAACUGCCAAACAGCUGAUGAAUCGAUUGGCUGGAAUCAAUACAAACCAGUCCCGUAUUAGAUCAAUGAGUCCUGAAGUCGAGGUUUCUUUGUUCUCAAAUGCAGCCAAAACAAAAGAAAACUUCAAACAAUUUUGGUCAACUCAUCAUCACUCCUUUCCACGUCUUGUAGCAUUAGUUCAUCGGUACUGCUUGGUGCCUGCAACGUCAGUCGCAAGUGAAUCUGCUUUUUCAAUUGCAGGAUUCAUCGCCCGCAAGCAACGUUCAUCAUUAUCAUCUCGUACUUUACGUCAUCUUUUGGUCCUCAAAUACCGAAAAAACCUAAUUAAACUUCAAUCUGAAGACGAACCGUCUCUAAUCAAUGACCAUCAAUUUCAAGCGUUGUCUCUUGAUACUGCUGGAUCAUCUUCUGUAUAA
Messenger RNA from Rotaria sp. Silwood2, 2607 nucleotides. Lineage: Eukaryota; Metazoa; Rotifera; Eurotatoria; Philodinida; Philodinidae. The record is from the annotation of a GenBank genome assembly.